GUCUAUGGAUCGUCCUCACUUGAGAAGUGACUGUGACGAUAAAGCACAGAGCAGACCUCUCUGUCAGAUCUCAGCUUCUUCCCUCGUAGAAUACACCGGUUUCACCUGGAGGAUUCAUCCCAGACAUGAGGCUCUGUGUCUGGGCUGCAGCGUGGUUUCUCCUGCCUGUCCUGGUUCUUUUGUUUGUCCUGAAUGUGAACGCAGUCAAGCAGGAACCCAAAGAGAGACGUUACUACAUCGCUGCUGUUGAGAUAGACUGGGACUACGGCGAUGGCACACACAGGUUCGGGCCCCUCCUAUAAGAAAGUGGUGUUUCGGGAGUAUGACGAAGGCUUCGGACAGGCUAAGACUCGUCCCUCCUGGCUGGGUCUGCUCGGACCCACACUGAGGGCCGUGGAGGGCGAGACGCUGGUGGUCACUUUCAGAAACCUGGCCACUGGACCGCACAGCAUCCACCCACACGGAGUCGCUUACGGAAAACAGUCAGAGGGAGCCAACUACUUUGACAACACGUCGCAGAAAGAGAAGGAGGACGAUGUCGUGCAGCCGAACUGUGAACACGUUUACUCCUGGGAGGUGACGUCAGAUGUUUCUCCACAGCCCAGAGACCCCACCUGUCUCACCCACACAUACAUCUCACACGUAGAUGUAGUGGAGGACUACAACUCAGGCCUCAUUGGUGCUCUGCUGAUCUGCAAGAAGGGCAGUCUGGAUGAGUCGGGGAAUCAGGUUGGCGUCCACCAUGAGUACGUGUUCCUCUUUGGUGUUUUUGAUGAAAGACAGAGUCAGUACGAACCCACCAGCCUUGCCGACCCUGUGAAAUACACCAUCAACGGAUACACAACAGGAUCACUACCUGAUGUGAGUGUGUGUGCCCAUGCCCCUGUGAGCCUGCACCUGGUGGGCAUGAGCUCAGAGCCGGAGGUCUUCUCAGUGCAUAUGAACGGGCAGGUGCUGCAGCAGAACGGCCAUAAAGUGUCUUCAGUGGGCCUGAUCAGCGGCUCCUCCGCCACAGCCAGCAUGGUGGCUCUCCACACGGGCCGCUGGAUGCUCUCCUCACACACCAUGAAGCACAUGGAGGCCGGCAUGCACGGUUUUGUGGAUGUGAAAAAGUGUGACGGCUUCAAUGAACCCUAUCGAAGGAUGACCAUAGAACAGAGACGACACAGCAGGGAGUGGACAUACUACAUAGCUGCAGAGGAAGUUGUCUGGGACUAUGCACCUGAUAUGCCAGAACACAUUGACGAGGACUUUAAGUUCCAGUACCUGAGACAGUCAUCGACACGCAUAGGAGGGAAGUACAAGAAGGCGGUGUACAUGCAGUACACGAAUGAGGUCUUCACUGAAAGGUUAGAGUCCAAGCAAAGGAGACAUGAGCUCGGGAUCUUGGGCCCAGUGAUCAAAGCGCAAAUCAGAGACCUCAUCACGAUUGUUUUUAAGAACAUGGCCUCCAGGCCCUACAGCAUCUAUCCUCAUGGACUGACCAUAGAGAAGUCCGAAGAGGGCGUCAACUACCCAGCAGGAGGCAACCAGUCUCACGGUGUUCAGCCAGGAGAGACACACACCUACAAAUGGAGAGUGGUCGACGAGGACGAGCCUUUCGACGGAGACUCUCGAUGUCUGACACGACUGUACCACAGUGCAGUGGACACACCGCGGGACAUCGCCUCAGGACUGAUCGGACAAAUCCUCAUCUGCAAGAGUCGCUCCCUCAAUAUCAGGGGUGUGCAGCUGAAAGCAGACAAGGAGCAGCACGCUAUACUGGCUGUAUUUGAUGAGAACAAGAGCUGGUACCUGGAUGACAAUAUUCGCCAAUAUUGUGAUCGAUCCAGAGUCAACAAGGCAGACCCGGAAUUUUAUAAGUCCAAUGUCAUGCACUCAAUUAAUGGUUACGUGUUUGAAAGCGGCCCAUUAUUGGGCUUCUGCUAUGGUGAGAUUGCAACAUGGCAUGUGUCCAGCGUUGGAGCACAGGACUACAUCCAGACAGCUACUUUCUACGGCCAUCCCUUCGACGCGAAUGGGCGGACAGAGGACUAUCUCAGCCUCUACCCUAUGACUGGAGAGACCAUCACGAUGGACAUGGACAACAUCGGUGUCUGGCUCAUGGCUUCCCUGAAUUCCCAUCAGACAACCAAAGGAAUGCGCGUUCAGUUUCAGGAUGUUGAGUGCUUUCGUGAAAACGAGUAUGACAUUGACAUUGACACUGACGAUCUAGGCGAGGUUAAAAAAUUUCUGGUGUGGAACCCUCUGAGCUUGGAAGAGAUCAAGAAACAGAAGGAGAAGAGGAUAGAAGAUGUAAAAGAAACGGAAAAUCAGCCAGACCUUUACACAGACUACCUUGCAACUGAAUUAGGUCUCAGGUCUCUGAAGAACCAAUCUAAUAAUUCAGAUGUAGAGAAGCUGGACCUCUCGUUCCUCGACUUUGAUGAUAUUGAUGUGCUCGAUGAAGACACGAAUGUCACCCUUAAUUUCAGAGAGACAAAGAAUAAAAGUGAGAUCUUUAUUCCAAAGCCAAAUGCAAUGAAUGAGACAUUAUUGUCAAACUGGAAACAGGUGGAUGGACUAAACCUGACAGCAGUUCAUUUGCUAAACCAAAGCAUCAGUGAGAAUACGACACAUAUGGAUAACAGCAGUACGCCAAUAACUUUUGGUAAUUCUUCUGUGUAUGAAACAGAAAACACAACUAUUUUUUAUAGCCCAAAUAUAUCACUGAAGAGCGACAACGGAACUAAAAACAGCAAUGCUUCUGUAGUUGCCUCAAAUCUUGAUAAUGUUACAGUGUCGGACACAAAGAACACAACAGUUAACAAUGCUACGGUAUUAUCAGCAGUUGGAAAUGUAUCCACGGAGAUUAUCAAUCUUACAGUACCAUUACAAGAAACUACCAAUCUUACGGUACCAUUACAAGAAACUACCAAUCUUACAGUACCAUUACAAGAAACUACCAAUCUUACCGUAACAUUACAAGAAACUACCAAUCUUACCGUAACAUUACAAGAAACUACCAAUCUUACCAUAACUUUAGAAGGAAGUUCAAUUUUGGAAACUGAAGUAAUGAAUGUAACCCUGACUGGUGAUAACCAGACUUCUGUGGCGGAGGACUCAGAGGAGAGGCUCACAAGAGGCGACGUGUUUUCCUACUCUGUGCCUCCAUCCAAUUCCAGCACCGACAAUCUCCCUGAUACACCAGAGGGCAACGCGACUUCUCUGUCAAGCAGCGCAAAAAAGGUGGAUGAGAAUAACACAGCAGAUAACCUUGUUAAUGUGUCGGCAGAUGGAACAAACCGUUCAUUGUCUAUUACAACGGCUGAUGUUGGAGAGGUUAACAUCAGUAGCAUAGACAGAAGCAACUUGACCAUGUUCAAGUCAGAGGUGGAGAGAACAGACAACAAAACUAGUGGCAAUGACUCUCUGAUCCCCGCAGCAGAGCUGGAGUACAUAACUCCAAUGAAUUCCUCCGAAAAUGGGACUCUUCCAGCCAAUUCCAGCCUUGAAAAUGUAACACGCGUUUUGCUCGAAAAUGGGCCCUUACAGAAUGUCACAGUGAAUAUAUCCAGAUCAGAUUCAUCAGAGGAGUUUAGUUCAGAGAAGAGGGAGAAUGUUACAGCUCUUCUUAAAGAGAACUCAUCUUCUGCAGAAAGUUUCUCCAAUAAGAGUAACCUGUCCCUUUCCAGCGAUGUAGUAAGAAAGAGCAAUUCUGCGGAGCUAAGUGUCUCAGAAAGUAGUGAAGAGAUACUUAUCUACCUUACAGAAAACAAUACUGAGGGGAUUAAAACCACCUCCGUCAAAACGCAGGGGCACAGCUGGACUUAUGAGGGAACUCACCAAAUGGAAGCUGUGGAUAUUCCUGACUACAUGAUGAAAUAUUUUGGGAUAGAAACCCCUCAAACAACGGCAACUACUAAAAAGAUCAGGAAGGUGAACCUCCGGCAGAGGCCCCAGAAGGGCCAAGGCAUGAAAACAAAGAAGAAGAAGGAAUACAAGCCUCAGGCCAGAACUGGCUUACCAUUCUCUCCUCGUGGAUUAAAUCCAGGCAUGAGUCCACGUGGGUCACGACCCCUUCCACAGCCUGUCUCUGAUGAGGAGGACCUCAUCAAUGAGCCUGUGGUCAUCGGCGUGCCUCGGGCCGAUUUCAGCGACUACGAGCUGUAUGUUCCCGGGGACGAACCAGAUCAUCUAGGGCUGGAUGAAAAUGUGGACGCAGAUGAAUAUGAGUAUGUGACCUACAAAGACCCCUACAGCAGUCAUGAAGAAAUGAAGAAUCUCAACCUGGAUGAGACCACCAAGUACUACUUAAAAUUAUCAGGCCCCAAAGUCAAGACUUAUUUCAUCGCUGCAGAGGAGGUUGAGUGGGACUAUAGUGGCUAUGGACAGAGGAGGCAAGACAAGUCGCAAAAUCUGAGAGAGACUAAGUUCACCAAGGUGGUUUUCAAAGGUUACAUGGACAGUAGUUUCAGCACACCAGACAUCCGUGGAGAGAUGGACGAGCAUCUAGGCAUCCUAGGACCUGUCAUCAAGGCGGAGGUUGGACAAAGCAUCAUGGUGGUGUUCAGGAACAAAGCCAGCCGUCCGUACUCCUUACACCCAAACGGGGUUUCCUAUACCAAGAAUGCAGAGGGUCUGUCCUACGAGGAUCGAUCUAAUUAUUGGCAUAAAUAUGACAAUGAGGUUCAACCCAAUACCACCUUCACGUAUAUAUGGAAGAUCAAUUCAAAGGUUGGGCCAAUGCCAAUGGAUUCUCACUGUCGGACCUGGGCCUACUAUUCAGGCGUUAAUCCUGAAAGGGAUAUCAACUCUGGCUUGAUUGGGCCAUUGCUCGUGUGUCGAGAGGGAACCCUGAACAAGACGUUACUAGACAUGAGAGAGUUCACGCUGCUUUUCAUGACCUUUGACGAGUCUCAGAGCUGGUACUACGAGAAGAACCACGAAAUGAUGCAGCGGAGAAGCCGAAGGAAAUUUAAGGAGCCCACCAACGAGAACUUCAAAUUCCAUUCCAUCAAUGGAAUAACAUUCAACCUGAAGGGCCUGAGGAUGUACACCAACCAGCUGGUGUGCUGGUACCUGAUCAACAUGGGUUCUCCCAAGGACUUUCAGACCGUCCACUUCCACGGACAGACGUUCCUGAACAAGAAGAUCAACAGCUACAGAGAAGCCACCUACCCUCUGCUGCCUGGAAGCUUUGCUACUCUGGAGAUGUUUCCAUCCAAACCUGGCCUGUGGCUGCUAGAGACGGAGAUCGGUUUCAACCAACAGAAGGGCAUGCAGACCCUCUUUCUGGUUCUAGAUAACGAGUGCUACCGACCGCUGGGUUUAGAAUCAGGCAGUGUGAAAGACGACCAGAUAACGGCCAUCAACACCAGAGGAUACUGGGAGCCCCAUCUUGCCAGAUUGAACAAUCCGGGUAAAUACAACGCAUGGAGCACAGAGCAGAACAACAGCUGGAUUCAGGUGGACUUCCAACGGCCAGUUGUGAUCAGCCAGGUGGCCACGCAGGGAGCCAAGCAGAUGUUCCAUGCCCAGUACGUGGUCAAGUACUCCAUCUCUUACAGCACCGACCGCCGGAAGUGGAUCUUCUAUAAGGGCGACAGCAAAGAGCUCAGGAAGAUAUUCACUGGGAACCAGGACUACCAUAAGGAAAAGAGAAACACCUUCUUUCCUCCGGUGGUUGGACGCUUCAUCCGGCUGCACCCCAUCGAGUGGUACAACACGGCCACUGUCCGCAUGGAGUUCUACGGCUGUGAGCUUGACGGAUGCUCCGUGCCUCUGGGGAUGGAGAGCAGAUGGAUCAAAGACCAUCACAUCACAGCCAGCUCUGUAGCUUCCAGCUGGUACUCUGGACCCUGGAAACCCUCUCUCGCACGUCUCAACAACCAAGGCCACAUCAAUGCAUGGCAGGCUAAGUAUAAUGACAUGAACCAAUGGCUUCAGGUGGAGCUGCCCCAAAUUAAGAAGAUCACAGGAAUCGUAACGCAAGGAGCCAAGUCUCUGGGGAAAGAGAUGUACGUCAUCUCCUACACUCUGCAGUACAGCAGCAAUGGGAUACACUGGACCCAUUACACAGACGAUGAGAGCAUCUCCUCUAAGACUUUUUUGGGAAAUACAAAUAACAACGACCACGUGAAGAACUACAUCUACCCUCCCAUUUUCUCCCGCUUCAUCCGAAUCAUACCCAGAAGCUGGAUGAACUCCCUCACCAUGAGAAUAGAGCUGCUGGGCUGUGAAUUUGAGUGACACACACACACAAAUCCAUAUGCUGACAGGUCAAGUCAAGUUCAACCACGCACAUGUACAUGCAAGUAAACACACGCGCAGUCUGAAAGUCGUGCACGUGUCUGGACGUCCACUCCCACACAUACGGUCCUGUAUGGAGGGUACUACCUACAUAAGUAUAUUAAAUCUCCUUGUGUGCAGAGCUGCCAAUGACUUCACACUGGAAGAAGUUAGACUACAUCGUAGCUGCCAUCAGGAGAAAUAUAGUUUGUUUAACUAAAGCUUCAAACUACUUUUACAUGUGACAUGAAAUUAUAACAAAAUGUUAAAUAAAUAAGUCACAUGGUAGCAAAAACACUCAAUUUAGUUUAUUUUAAAAAGUACAAACUUCAAAGGUUUAAAAAAUAAGUAACUCUACUAGAAAUAUAUUGCACCUUUGUAAACUGUGUAAAAAAGUGCUCGUCAGUUUGACUUGUACUAUAUUAACAACUUGCACGUCUUUAGACGGUGAACAGCUCGAACACUGGUCUAAACAACAGGCUAUCUUUUUACUUACUACCUUUUUUUUCCUUUGUAUUUUCAGUAGUUAACUACACAAAAAAUGUCCAGAAGCUGAAUCCCUAUGCAGAUAUAAAUGUAGUUAAAUGAUAUUUUAAUUCCCAACACUGCAAACACAUACACACAGUUACUACAUGGGCCUUGUGUUAAACUCCUAUGUGCAAAGUGUUUUAGUUUAGUAACUCCUUGCUGAGCGCAGUCUGUAGAAGUAAUCUUAACUCUUUUGUCAAUAGUCUGUUUGCUUGUAUAAUACUAGUUGCAUUCAGCAGAUAUAUGGCACUGUGUCUAUCACAAAUAACUAUAAAUGAAUGUAAAUAUGUAAGUAGAGAUCAUGUAAUUUAUUUUUCAAUAAAUAUGAUUC
Cottoperca gobio is the source of this 7129-nucleotide messenger RNA. It is a transcript of the gene f5, whose product is annotated as coagulation factor V. Gene Ontology annotation, cellular component: plasma membrane. Lineage: Eukaryota; Metazoa; Chordata; Actinopteri; Perciformes; Bovichtidae. The record is from RefSeq and is a predicted model, not a curated record. Gene Ontology annotation, molecular function: signaling receptor activity; oxidoreductase activity; copper ion binding.